CCAAAGCAGAAGACAAGGACGUUUGUUCCACAAAGCUAGCGUAUCCUACUGUGGAAGCUCCUGUUAACCUUCUACAUGCUUGCUGAAGAUCCCUGACGGACUGAAGUCUCUAAUGUCGCGAGGGAAAGUCGGUCCUCGUCCAGUUAUGGACACUACCCUCCUCUCUGCCUCGGCAAUCGGCUCUCCCGCCGCUUUCUCCACGGCCAUCAAGCCGCCGGGAAGUUUCAACACCCAUCACAGCGACGGAGACGCCUCGCUGUUGGCGCACCAGCCGCACGAGGUCUCCCGCCUCCUCAGUGAUAACGUGGCAGGACAGCUUUCCCUCAGCCUUUCGUCCGAGCAUCCACGUACUGAAGGAGCCGUUGCUGAUGAAACUUCUUUUGGAAUCCUGGACCUUGAUAAUCUCCACGAGAGCUCAAUGUCAGUGUUCCUCACGUCCCCUCGCACCAGCCGCGACCUCAUGGGCUCUAAUCUUCCACUUGCGGUCUCCUCAACCUCUCGAGCUCUCACCUCGACCUCUCAGCUCCCCCUCUCUCCCCCUGCCUCCAUGGGCCCUCUGAGACUCUCCGGAACCACGGGAUUUGUAGGGGGAUCGCACGUCGUCGAGCAAGAUGGAGGGGGAGAAGAAGGGAGAGAGGGAGAAAGAGAAGUUGGUCUUCCGGAGGACUUACUGGAAGUGUCGAGCUCUGUGGGGUACAGUUCAGAUGCGGAGGAGGAGGGGGAGAUGAUGGGACGGAGAGGAGAAAAUCUAAACCCGGUGGAGAGAGAUUCAGAGCACAGUGAUCAAGUCAGACUGACUGGAGACGGCCACGAGAAGAGAUCAUUAGAACAACAUCUCCCUCUUUUACCACCUGUGUCGCCUCGAGGAGAAAGAAGUGGAGAAGUAGAAGGGGAUCGAGGAGGAGGAGGAGGAGGAGUAUUUUCAGUGUCUGAGAUCUUGCAGGAGGCCCAGAGGGGAGGAGAAGACCGCAGAACAAGUCACAGGUUCCUGGCCACGACACACUCCCUCAUCACCGACCAGGAAGAGCCUUCUGCCAUGAGACGGGCUGCCGAGUUCGGCAACAGAUUACAGCCACCAGACCAGGUUUCCUCGAGGGUGGAGAGAGAGGAUCUGUCACAGAGGUCUGCCCCGGUGGCCAGUGGUGGUGACAAGACCAGACGAACUACCUUACCACCUUUAGCAGGACAGUCUAUCACUAGUUCUGGCACUGCCAAUACCACAGUCACUCUGCCUAAUUCUGCUGGAGGUAGUACUAGGGGGCUUCCCUCUGCCUACCUUCAUCAGUCAUCGGUACACAGCUCAGCCUCACCGCACACUGUGUCCCGCACUCCUUCGGGCACGCCUGAUUCCUCCCCUCCCCUCUCUCCUCGUCCUCCUCCUCCUAUCCCUACUUCUCUCUCCCCUCUCGCCACCGGAGACAACCAGAGAUAUUCUGCACGGGGAGAGGCUGGGGAGGAAGCGAGAAACUCGCUCUAUAACCCAUUUGACUCAGAAGAUGUGGUGGGAGAGGUAGUGAUGGGAGACGAGGAGUUUGGAGGAGGAAUGGACUCCGAUUCGUUCGUAGCUCAGCUGAGAGCAGACGAGGCAGCUCUGGAAGAGGCCAACAAAUUUCUACUACCAGCAGAAUUUGUGGCUUCUACUCCCCAGACUCCGUCCUUUACUCACCUCUCGUCCACCUCCCUCCCUCCCUCCUCUCUCCCUCCAUCACUGCCUCGCUCGGGGGAGAGGGAACUGUCAGUGGGCGAGUACUUUGGCCGACGCAGCUACAAAAUGGGUGCUCUUGAGGGCUCAGGAGCUCUGUCUUCCAGUGAGAGACCUCAGUUUUCUUGGCUGUCCUCCACGCAAAGCUCGCAGCCCACGCCACCCAGUGAAGGGAGGGAACCUCAAGCCUCGCAGUCUACUGCUCCCAAGGCAAGUCCUGAAGAUGCGGACACCACACUUGUGGCCAGCGAAGACGGACAAUUGGGGGAAGAUGACGAACCAGCUUCUCAUCCUCAUCAUCCACACAACUCUGGAUCAGAUCUGGCAAAGAUUGGUGGAGUUCCCGUCAGCUCUGUUCAAACUCGCUCCUCUUCUAACACGACCCCUUCUGUUCCACCAAAACUGCGUCCUGCUACAUACCAGAUCCCCAAACUCGACCUCUCUGGUCUGUCAAAGACCAUCAACGCCACUCCAACUGUCACCUCUUCAACAACUGGCCAUAAACUCACCCUUCCCUCCUCCAUUUCUGCCAGUACAACCCCCCUCUCCACAUCACACUCUCUUGCUGCUGCUGCUAAAUCUCUACCAACGCCGGUUCCUACUGUUGCCAGCAUAACCUCUUCCAAAAGAACGUCUCUUACUCCAACCACCGUAGCUAGCGCGUCGCUCUUCACCCCCGGAAUGGAAUCAGGGCUCCAACACUCUGGAAUGGACUCUGGACUCAGCAGUGGUAUGGAACACAGACUGGAGUCCCGGUACUGGAGACCCAGCAGUGGGACGUCGACACUUCUCUUCCCCGAACUCUCUGCCACCUCUCUCUCCCCCCCACCGACCGAUAUCGCAGGUCUCAGCUCCAUGCCCACUCCCUCCAUUGCACACCUCUCUGGAGGGUUCAACGCCACCUCUGCCUCCGAAGUCCCCAACUUUCUGGACAGUCUCCUCGGUUCUCUCCCUGUGCCUUCCUCUGUGGGAAGGCUCUCUCUGUCGGGGGGUCCCGGCAAGAUUCCAGGGGUGUCUCUGCACUCACCACCUGUCAGUAAGACAGUAGGUGGUGGGGUGACAUCUGCACAGGUCACCGGUGCCUCAACUGCUUCAAACUCUCCCCGUAUUAGCAGCAACUCUACCAGUCUUGAGUCGGGAAAUGCAGAGAAAAACGAUGAACGUCAAUCGCCACUUGUCAGUCUAGCUUCAAGCUCUAGCAAGACACCACCGGACCUUAAAGCUAGUGAGAAAAAGAAGAAAAGUCGUCUAGAAUCACCUCCGGGUAGCGGGUCAGCUUCAAAAGAUUAUCUAGUGGACAGUGUCCACCACAGUGUGGGGAGUCCAGGAGAAGCUGGGAGUCCCGUGAGACAGCGUCCACCGAGUCCCAGGACAGAGACCGCCAGGAAGAAGAUAUCGCAGUUGAAGGCUGCUCUGGAUGCAACUGAAUUCGACGCUGCGGCUUUCCUCUCUCGUCUGGAGGGAGAGAAAGGCUCCUCGGUUGCCCAGCCUCUCUCUUUGACCACCGGCACGUCUGUUUCAAUGGCUCCUGCUGCUACCCAGCCCAGCACAAGUCUUAAUCAAAGUCCCCCGAAUACAAGUGGUACUAGUCUACAAUCACCAGUUGUUGGUCAAACUUUGACGAAUGUGGACCAUCUGAGUCUUACCACCGCCAGUCAUGGUACAACCACUACUGUUAGUACUACUACCACUACGGUCAACCAAACUACCACAGUGGUUGGUCAAAGUGCAGACACAAUGGUCAACCCAACUAACACAGUGGUUGACCAAACUACCACUUUUGCUCACGUUCCCUCCAAAAUGCUCAGUCAACCUUCCAUUGCAAUCAGCUCAACAGCGACAAGCUCUGCAUUGCCAGCUAUUUCUACUGGUAGGAACUUACCACAUGCCUCUCCCUCUCCCCCAAAACCCUCAAUAUCUUCACCUCUGCCAGUGAGCAUGUUGGGCCAGACCUCCACAGCAAAUGUGAGCGUAUCCAGCAACACCAGCAGCACCAGCAGUGGUGCCCUGAAUCUGGAAGACGACUGUGGUGGGUCACCAGAGAGUGAAGUGGAAGGAAAGGCUCGGAAGAGAGGAGAGCGGAAGAGGCCUCGUCAGCCUCAGAGUGUGGCAGUACGAGACAUCGGUGUGGGGACGACGCCCAGUCUCCACAGAACUCAGACCAGAUCCGGCUCUCACAUUCACACCAGCAGAAGCUUGGACGAGUCUCUGGUGAACAUCACCCAGCCAGUCUCAGCGUCCAUUGUUUCUCACGCUGCUCCCCUCUCUCCCUCCACGUCUCCACAGAGAAAGGCCACCCGCUCCUCUCCCCUCUCUCCACCCUCGUCCUCCCUCGUAUCUCCAUUGCGCAAUACGAGGGAGCAAUCUUCGUCGUCACAACCCAUCUACACCUCUCCUCGUCUCCUCCCUCACACUUCCCUCUCCCCUCCCCCACAGCCACACCCCCAACCCCUCACGGGGCGCGAGAGACGAAAGACCCCCCAACCAAACUCCCUCCGGGUCCCCGACUCGCUCAUUUUCAAGACCCCCUGCUGCGUGGGGGUGACCCUCCCCGAUCACCUCCAGAUUAGCAACGUCGGCGACAGAUGGCUGCAGCUCAACUUCGAACUGGGCGAGCUCUACCGCAACGGAACACUUGAGACUGAUCUCUCCUCCUUUUCCUUCCCCCAGAGAUGCUUUGUGAGCCCGAGGAAGACGGAAUCGAUAAAGAUUGGUUUUUCUCCAAAGCAGGCUGGCAGCUAUGAGGCGGUGCUGGUGUGCCGAGCUCGACUGGUUGUGAGCAGCGAGGGAGACAGUUCAAAUUUUAUCCAAGAGAGCGUGGUAGUGAAAGCGCUUGCCGUUCCACCGCUACUCGAAGUUGCGACACCCUCCACAUCGAGCGAGGAAACCUGUCUCGACUACGGCCUGUUAACGACAGGGACGUCCCUCUCUCUCCCGCUCCAUCUUACAAAUCUCGGAUCCUCGGAACUACCGCUGCGACUCGCCAUUGCCGCACCCACCCUCUCCCAGCUCUAUUUCUCGUUUGACGAUCCACCUCCGUCUCUCAAGACGCCUUCCUCUUCCCCCUCCUCCUACCUUCACCCUCGACCCUUCUCUACCACAUUCAUCCUUCCCCCCAAACCAUUGGGCAGAGACAUAAAACCAGAGACAUAUCUUCUCAGCGUAAACUUCAAGUCUCCAAAGAAUUUCGCAGACGAUUCGACUCUUCUCGGCUCUCCCGAGGAAAUCAAGGCACAAGUUAACGUAUCAGUCGAAGGACCCAAUUCCACUGGCGUUCUGUACAGUGUUCCCGUCCGUGUGACAGUGGGUGUGGCUAGACUUCACGUACCUCGCUCCCUCCAAGCCCUCUCUUUCUCGUGUUGCGAAGGACAGACCAUCACACGAGAUGUCCCGUUCAAAAACGGCGGUAACAUACCCCUGCAGAUAGCGCUGGAGUUUUCCACUGAGUGCAAGCACUUUCGGGUGACACCUGACUUUCUCGAACUCUCGCCCAGCGAAGAGGCCCAGAUUAAGGUGUCAUUUUCACCCCACUCAUCUCCGCUACUGAUAAACGGGCGUCUAAUGGUCCACGUGCCGCCCCACGGGCCGAGCUACGAGUUAAAAGUCCAAGGAACCGCUCUGGAGAGAGAAGAAACGGACAAACGAUACGAAAACCUCCUCUUCUGCAGCAAGCGCUGCCUCUACUGGGGCGGGGUUGAAGUUGGAGACACAGCGGAGCAGACACUACUCCUCCAAAACAGUUUUUCUUCCGCGGUCCCACUCCAGUUUUCAAUCCGUCAUCAGAACCAGGGGUUCCAGCUGGAAGUCGAACUGAACCUCCUCUUUUCCCCUCCGUCCACGGCCGUCUUUCGCAACGCCCUCGACAUCUUCGACGCGCUCCACUCUAAGAAGUUUCGCAUCCCGCUGUGUGGCUACGGGGGAACGUCUCGAAUCGAAAUCAUCAACGUUCGUCGCUCCACCUCAGGAGGGGUGUGGGUGGACAUCGGACCUGUCGCAGUACAGACAGAGUCCACGGUCAAGAUAUCUCUCUACAAUUCAGGAUCGCGAGCAGGAUUUGUGAAGGCGCUCGUUUUGCCAGUGGACGAAGAGGAGGAGGCCGCAACAGAUAAAGGAACUGAGUGUCACGUACAAACCCUCCUCCGGCGAAGAGGUGGAAAGUGUUUGGAAGGGACUGCUCCACUAGCUCGUCUGGUCUUCGUCCACGGAGAUGAAAUAAUCAGGCAGAGAUUUCAGAGGGCCUUGCGGCAAGGGGUGAAGAAGGAGAAGAGGAGGAGGAGGAAGAGGAGGGGAAAGGAGGACUGGGGUACACACUCAGCAACCAGUUCAACCAGAAUUUCCUGUUUGAGUCACCUCGAGCAGGAGUCCGUGGAGUCAGAAUUGGACUUUGCUCAGUUUGAAGUGGAGAAUGAGGAGAGGUUUUUCGAGCAGCAGAUUCAGCAGAUCGAGGUGGCGUUGUGUGGUAGUCAGGCGCCCUGCCCGCCAGCUCUCAGAGAGAAGACCCAGCGUCAACCUCUCUCCAUGUCCUUUGACACACCACCGAGGACACUGAAGAUGGCCACCAGUCCGUCACACUCUCCCUCCAAGACCACUCCUCCUCCCGCCGGUACUGUCUCUCUCUCCACUUGGAUCAUCUCGUCUCUCACUCUCCUCUUCCCUGAUACCACCUCUGGCCAGCGUUCAGAAAAGAUGCUGGAUGUGCACAAUCCUUACUCGCAGUCCCUCCAGUGGAAACUCAGCUCCGUGGCCUCUCCGUUUGUUAGAGACGCGGCCGGUUCGUCUAGCAGCAUAUGUAAGGCCAACUACUCAGUGUUUUGGGUCCAUGAGAGGAAAGGAACUGUGGCUCCAACCUCCUCAGCACAGGUGUUGGUGAUGUUCCAGCCUCACGAUGUGGGGUCGUUCUCUCAGAUAUGGGACCUGCAGGUCUUCGGCAAAGAACUGGAGAAUGGUUCUAAGAAGAUUAGACUCUCGUUUGGAGGAAAGGCUGUUGGAAAGCGUUCUAGAGCUGAGCAGGCCCCACGAGUCCGUUUCACCUCUCCUCCACCUUCUCCCCUUCACCCCACCAAACCUCCCUCUCCCUCCCUCACCACUGGCACCAGCUCACACCCUCCCACCCUCACAACGGGCACCAGCUCACACUCACCUCCCACCCUCACCACUGGCACCACCAAACGAGCAGUGUACAUCAAGGAGGAGACAGUUCAGUUCCCGAGUACCGAAGUCGGGAGUGAGACGUCCGUGAAAGUAAAAGUUUGCAACAGAGACAAGUGCCAGCAUCAGUUUCAGGUGGUGUCCCUCUCUCCUCCGUUCACCAUUGAACACCACUCAUUCCUCUUAGGCCCUCGUCAGUGUGCCCGUCUCCCAGUUUGUUUCACGCCCACCAGACCUGGCGUCUUCGAAGCUGUUCUUGCAGUCAGAACGGCGACUGGACACCAGGCAUUUUCACAGCUCACAGGAACCGCUAUUGCACACGAAUAUUCUCUCUAGCUCUCUCUUCAUUAUACACAUGACA
Molecule: messenger RNA, 7211 nt
Organism: Geodia barretti
Lineage: Eukaryota; Metazoa; Porifera; Demospongiae; Tetractinellida; Geodiidae
Source: the annotation of a GenBank genome assembly